UAUGCGAAUGGGAAUGUUCCUCCUUCAAUGAGUGAAUGCGUGCUUCGUCGGAAUACGUCUCACGGAAAUUCAACAAUAUCUGUGCAGAAUCUAGCAGACAGGCCUAGUUCCUUUGUUCGCCUUUUGUGAAAACACCAAUCUCACAACGUUUCCAAUGACGCAGCGAAAGGCCGAAAAGAUAUUAAUUGAGACUGGAGAAACAACAGGUUUCGAUGAAAACUUCGGUAUCUCAGAUCUUCAGCCCGUUGAGGAGACUGACAGUUUCAGCCCAAAUGUCCCUGAAAUACAGAAUGCUCCAUCAGCUGAAAGUCCUUCGUCCGAAUCGCCGGCAAAAAAAACUGCCGAAAUGGGCGCCGUGGCUGCGGGGCAAAAGUUCAACAAAAAGAUGUAUAUCAUCGGUGGUGUCGUUGUGGUCAUUAUCAUCGCUGUUGUAGUAUUCCUAUUUAUCGGGGGGUCGUCAAAGAAAACGGAGCCUAAAUCUACUAGGCCACUUCGGCCUUCCGGACACGUAGGCGCCUGCGCAAUCGUGAAAAUGAACGACACUGACGGCGUUUUAAUGAUGCAGCAUAAUGUUUCUAUAAUUGAAAGUGAACUUAAGAAGCCAAAUAUAGAAGGCCUGGUCUACGAGUAUGCCGCAAAAAUGUCGGUACCUCAAGAAAGCGCCGAAGAGAAAGACGGGACGAACUUCAUAGCUUUCGUAUUUCCGUCAACUGCAAAAACCAGCACGAUCAUAUAUCGUUUUGGAAGCUGCUCUUCGGGCAAAACCCUACCAAUCGUUGAACACGAAUUCGGCGCUGGGAACAUGCCAAACCGUGAAGCUUUGGAAGGAGUUGUUCCAAAGGCUAAACAGAGUGGCAACUUUGACUGCACACUUGAGUCACUCCCGAUUGACGGAGCUAAUCAGAAGGUGUUAACGUUGACUAUGUUAGCUGAGUUCGACUUUCUCCAUAAGAAAUUCCAGGUGAAAAAGUGCGCCUCGACAUAUAGCUCCUGUGCGACAGUAUAUUCCAUAGCGGAUUCGGGUUUAAAGCCGCAGGAAAAUAUGCCCAUCCUUAUAAUCCCAUCAUGGAAGGAAGUCAAGUACUUCCCCCACAAAGGCAAGCCCAUGGACCUAGCAGGUUAUGGGUCCCCGCUUCAAGACACUCCUAUAAAGAUACUUCGAUCUGAAAUCACCGACUGCAUAGAACGAUAUAAAGAAGCUGACGGUACGACUAAAGCCAAGAUUCUCUAAAGUUUAUUCGAGCUUCUUGACUUGCAAACGUCCCUUCGAGCCGAAUUCGCAUUUGACAAACAGUUACGACAACGGUGAGCAGCGGGACGAUGAUACCGUCACAUGAGGCGCAGAGCGGAUCAUUUGGUGUUUACAUAUUUUAUCUCCGAAAUAUCCAUUCAUGUUACCUUGACAUAAUUGUGUAUAUAACCAUCCAUUUUGUACUGAUUUCAUCAUGGAUUUGCAUCAGCGAGGACGCGCGCCGGAUAACGCAAGUGAAAGCUAAGAGCUGGAGAAGCGAUGCCCACUAAUGUAAUAGUUUUCCGUUUAAAUGACGCACCUAUGUAUGUUCUAAUAAAGCCACUAAUUGGUAUAUGUGCGAACUCUAACAAAAUACACAUGGAAGGAGGCGUGAUGGAAAUCGAAAAUCCGAAUUGAACUGGGCAGGACGAGAAGGGGUCAAAGCAUUUUCCCGCUCACAGUGGGCUGUCAAUGAACCGAUCAUUUUCAUGUUGGGGUAUUCUGCGUUCGGGGUUUUAGGGGACGCGGGUUAUUGAAACUGUUAAAUGUGAAAAAAAACACGAUUAUGUCGCCUUCUGAUCACAGAUCAGAGACGACGUUCUGCCAGGACAAGAGAAAGGUAAAUCGAGUGGCUCGACAAAUUAAAUGGAAACGGAAGCGAUAAAUUGACCUGUCCUUUCGAACAGUUGUCGUCUACGUCGUCUGAUAAAAAAGAAGAGUUCUACGUAAAUAAAUAGGGUAUGACGUCAUCAUCUGGAUGCCAGGCAUUCCGGGUUAGGGAUGCGGUACAACAAAGGCGCUCGACACGGAAUCUUGUCUUCACUACUUACGAUUCGACCUAAGAGUAAGUUGCUAUCGUAUCGUGAAGGCAAAGAGCAACAAUCGUCUUUUCGUUGCCAUCGUGCGACACGCCGUUGUCCAUUUUUUACCUUAUGAAUUUAGCCGAGGUGAACGAGCGCGGUAUUUUUACAUACCCCAAUGUUGAGUGCUAACGUCCGUGAACUUCAGCCCGCUCUUAUUACAGCUUGAGUUUUAAUAGCUCAGUUCCGAAAUUUCCUUUUUUAGUGCAAUUUUCCUGCCCUGAGAGUAUAAGUGCAUCUUGAAGACAAAAUAAAUUGAUAACAAAAUGCCGCACCAUUAUAAAGUAACGUCAUUUUUAAAUAUAUAAUAUUGUUUGCAGUUCACUUGGACGACGUAUUAUAAAAACCAUAGACAUGGCGCCACAUCAGUGUGUGAAGUCAUAAAGGGUACACAACAGGCACAGAACUGUCCUACUUUGGGUGGUUCGUUGUCAUCAUCGAAGUAAUAGUGUUUGUUUUGUGGUGACAACUUUCGACGAAUGUUUAGUCCUCAGCGUCUUGCGAACGUUAGAGCAGCGUGAUUUGAAAACCGGGAGCAUAAUAUUCCGGACUGAUGAGACAAGAACAGUGGAGGAGAGCUUCGGGAUCUCGGAUGUUCAACCCGCAUAUGAAACCGAGAGUAUCGGUCCAAACGUCCCUGAUAUACGGUCUGCGUCGACAUUUCACCGUAGGCCAAAACAACUAAGGAACGAGAAACGGCGUGGAACGCAAGCGGAUUGGAUUAAAGUUGCCUGAAUCACUAAUGGCCUGCACUUGGCUUCAAUGGAGCGAUACAUCUGAAUUCCCUAUCACAAUUCCAACAGUAUUUCACCUAUCAAAUGUAUGCGUCUUAUGGUAUCACACGCUUCUGCCGGGAACUGGUCUUCAACAGCCAUACUAUGUUAUCUCUGUCAUUCAACGACCGCAGCAAUCCAUCGAGCAAUGUUGGCACCUUUGGCCUUAAGAUGAAAUGAACAAGUGCCAAUUGCUUGCAUACGAACGAAAUCGUGUGUUAUUUUGCCUGUUUCAUUCAAAGGUCUCGCAGGAGAAUACAGCCUGGUUGCCGUUAUAGUGGGCGUUGUUACAGCUGCAAUUUUAUUUUAUCAGAGGCACAUUGAUGGUUAAAAUGUUUGAUAACCCUAAACUAUCUCGGCCUACAGGACACCUAGUCACCUGUACGCUCGUGAAAAUGGAUAAUAAUAACGACACGUUGACUAUGACCCAUGAUGUUUCCAUAAUCAGAAAUGUACUCAAGUAAAAAAAAAACGUGGAGGGCAUGGUA
Varroa destructor (honeybee mite) is the source of this 3352-nucleotide messenger RNA. RefSeq lists its product as uncharacterized. The record is from RefSeq and is a predicted model, not a curated record. Lineage: Eukaryota; Metazoa; Arthropoda; Arachnida; Mesostigmata; Varroidae.